AUGACAGAUUCUGUUUCUCAAUCUUAUUGUUCAAAUAUUCGUCCUCGUUUACCGAUAUCAUCCGGUCAUAGUCGUAGUCAUAGCGCUGAUCGUUGUGCAUUAGUAUUACCACAUCAACAACUUAGUUUAUCUGCUUAUCGUAUUGGUAUAGAUUAUCUAUUACCGAUCUGUUUACAAAAUGAAAAAACUGAAUUAAAAAAAUUAAAUGAAACGUUUUUAUCUUACAUUGAACGUCUAAGAUUAUUUGAAUCCUUUAAUGAAUGUUUAUCACAUCAAGCACAUCAUAUUCAACAAAGUAAGCAAAGAUCGUCUGAAAUCUAUGCACAAUAUACAAAAGAAUAUGACGACGAAACAAAAUCAAAAUUAGAAUAUAUUCAAAGGCAAACGCAAGAUAAUGAAGAGAAAUAUUCAAAUUUAGAAAAAGUAAUAGACAGUACAAAACAACGUCAUGAUCAUUUAUUAACGGAACGUGAUCAAAAUCGUUCAAUAAUCAAAGAAUUACAACGUAAAUAUUGUGAUUUGGAAUGUCAAACAAAAUUAUUAAAAUUUGAACUUGAAAAUGUAAAUUAUGAUAAAGAUAAUUAUCGUAAACAACUAAGUGAUUUAGAGGCUAUUCGAAAACAAUUAACGCAACGAAUACAACAAGAACAAGAACAAUAUCUCCUUUUAAAAUUAGAUGUUGAUGAAUUAGAAUUAGAGAAAGAAAUCAUAGUACAAGCACAUGAAGCUGAUACACAGACAGCUCAAGUUCAAUGUGAUAAUCUUUUGUAUGAUUUAAUAAAUAUGUUUCGUUUGGAUAGUUCCACCUCACGACAAACUUUGGCAUCAAAGUUAUUAGGUGAAUGUCGUGAUGAGUAUCGUACUAAAGAUGGUGAUAUGCGUGCUGAUUUUCAACGUCGAUAUACACAAGUCUACAAUGAAUAUGUUACAAAGCAACAGCAAGGUCAACAACUCGAUGUUACCCGCGAUGAAAUGGAAAAACAUCGUUUGAAUCAAGAAUUAUCAACUUUACAAGAGAAAAAGCUUGAAUUUCAAGAUAAUGUUCACAGUAUUAAACAUCGAAUCGAUUUAUUAAUAAAAAUUUUAGGCAAUGAAGAACAUCGACAAAUAGCUACACAAGAAUGUCAAGAACAAGAAAUAGGAAAAUUAAAAGAGAAAAUAAAACAAUAUGAACUGGCAUUAGAUACUGGAACCGGUGUUAAUAAUUCGGGACAAUCACAGUUAACAUUAGAUCAUGAAGUUAAAAAAUAUCGUGAAUUGUUAGAAGGUACCACUCAUCAACAUGGUUUAAAACAAAUAAUAUCAUCAGCAUGGUUAAAAGGAAUAAUACCAUUGCAUUCUCCAGUCUGUCCACGUAGUCCUACAGUAUCGGUAAACAAUUUGAUUUACCAUGAAGGCUCAUCUAGUCAGAUAGACCUUACAAUUCCUGCCAAUAACAGCGAUAAUAUAAAUGAUGGACAGGAAAUUAUUCGCUCCCGUCAUACAAGUGGUGAUUCUCAAUCAUACGACACUGCUGUAACAGCAACGUCAGAUACUGAUAAAAAGAAUAAAAGUUUUGAACAAGAACCAUUCGAUUUUGCGAAUGUCCAAGAAAAUCAAACCUUACCAUUUACUAUCAAUACCUCAAGUUCCAACGAUGGUCAAGUUCAACAACAACCUUUCUUUGAUAUCGAACAAAUAAACGACGUAAAAUGUGAUGCACAAUCAGCAGAGGUUCCAAAACAAUCACCACCCGUAACACCUGUCACUGAGAGCCCCACCGUCUCUCCAUCAACAACAGAGGGAAUAACUUCAGCGGCUUCUUCGAAUGAAGAACAAGGAAAUUUUUGGCGUCGUGGACGUGGCAGCACUAGUCAUCGUGGUUUUAGCGCUAGUGGAAAAAGACGAGGGAAAUAA
This is a messenger RNA of Didymodactylos carnosus, 1896 nucleotides long. Lineage: Eukaryota; Metazoa; Rotifera; Eurotatoria; Philodinida; Philodinidae. The record is from the annotation of a GenBank genome assembly.